Molecule: messenger RNA, 930 nt
Organism: Pelobates fuscus (common spadefoot toad)
Lineage: Eukaryota; Metazoa; Chordata; Amphibia; Anura; Pelobatidae
Product: SLAM family member 5-like
Exons: 5
Coding region: 4-930 (308 amino acids)
Source: RefSeq, a predicted model, not a curated record
AAAAUGAUCUAUAUUCACAUCUGGAUCUUAAUAUUCAUCUUCCUUCCAAAAAGUAUAUUGUGUGCAGAUUUGUGUGGAGAUAAAAGGAAAGUUUUUGGCGCAGUGAGUGGAGAGGUCGUUCUCCCUUUGAACCAGACUGCAAUCAAAGAUAUAGCUUGGGUGAUCGCUAAUAUCCAUUUUGCUACAACAAGACCAGAUGGAGAAAUAGACAUUCGAUAUAACCGGUAUGAAGGCAGAUUGUAUGGAACGGCUGAUGGGUCUUUAAACUUUACUAAACUAACCAGUGAAGACCAGGGAGAGUACACUGCAUAUAUACUCACAGGCCCCAAAAUCAAGUUCUGUGAACAACAGUACGAUCUCCGAAUAUUUAGAAAAUUGCUGUCUGAAGAUAUGGAGAUUCUCCCCAGUGUUACCAGAAAUGGAACCUGCAGUGUCAUUUUAUUCUGUAUGGUAAAUGGAUCUGAUGUGAAUAUUACCUGGAUCAGCUCAAACAGCACUGAAAUAAAUGUGGUUAAUGGAUCACUGCAUAUUACAGAUACAAAUAACAUCUUCACGUGUACUGCAAAGAACCCAGUCAGUACCAUCUCCAGAACCGUGAAUCCACAGAGAUACUGCCGGGGAGAUGUUUCAGAUGUUUUAAAUCUACAAACGAUGUCUACCGCUGAAAAUUCUCUCCUCUGUGGAGUUUUUAUUGCCAAGGGUUUUGCAGUUGUUAUUGUUGGACUUUUCCUCGGCAUCAAUUUACUCCUAACCAGAAAACAAGUGUUUGCACAGUCUGUUUUAUACACUUGUUUCACUUGGGGAGUUUGUUGCCUGGAACACUGGGGUUGUGUGCAUUUUUUGAAUGAUGAUCUUUGCAGUUCAAUGGAUCGAGAUCACUUUCGAACCACCAAGCGUUGCACUUUGUCUGUUGCCCAGGCAAUACCUUAG